This is a messenger RNA of Trifolium pratense (red clover), 802 nucleotides long. RefSeq lists its product as uncharacterized. The transcript has 2 exons. The record is from RefSeq and is a predicted model, not a curated record. Bases 140 to 346 code for a protein of 68 amino acids. NCBI's taxonomy places the organism in Eukaryota, Viridiplantae, Streptophyta, Magnoliopsida, Fabales, Fabaceae.
AACCCUCUUCAUUCAAACUUCCGCAAACAAAAAAAAAAGAUUAUCUCUCUCUCUCUCUCUCUCUCCACAAAUUCACUUUCUAGAUUUUUCUUCAAAACUCAAACUCCAAUCUUCAUCUCUUUUCUCAACCACACAAACUAUGAAGAAGUCCGGCCUCUUCGCCGCUACAAUCGCCGCCGCAUCAGCCACCGCUGUCACCGUUUCAUCUUCCGCAAACAACUCUCACCAUCAUCAGGAAAGUACUUCUGAGAAAAUAAAUCGCAAUGAGAAUUCUUCGUCGGAGAAAUUUGCGCCGAGAUUUGAUGGUUUGCGGUUCAUUGAAACGCUUAUAACUGCUCAUAGAUGAAAGGGGUUUUCGAAUUUUCGCUGAAUUUCAAUGAAUCUGUUUCUUCAUCUUGUUGGCCUCUGUUUGGUUUAGAGAAGAAGAUUUCACUUGUUGGAAAUAUUUCUUUUUAGUUUUUUUAGAAUGAAUUAAGAGUUUAAUCGUUGUGCACCGUCGGUGUAAAUUAUUUUUACACAUACAUUCAAUGACGCGUUGCCACGUCAUUUAAUGAAUGUGACAAAUCAUGUGUUUUUAAUGACCAUACAUGAUGUGUCGAUUUUUUAUUGGACGCAUGUGCAAAAUAACUUUACACCGACGGUGCAUAUAAAUUAAAUUCAUGAAUUAAUAGGAGAAAUAUUGAAAAAAAGAUAAUUUGUAAUGUUACGAAAUUAUUUGGUGCUUUUCUUUUUUGUGACCUAUUUAUGGGUAAUGAAAAAUUAAAGUAUAAAGUUUUGAAUGAUUAUGUACCAAAAUUAUUUU